Molecule: messenger RNA, 1053 nt
Organism: Macroventuria anomochaeta
Lineage: Eukaryota; Fungi; Ascomycota; Dothideomycetes; Pleosporales; Didymellaceae
Product: V-snare-domain-containing protein
Exons: 2
Coding region: 205-870 (221 amino acids)
Biological process (GO): endoplasmic reticulum to Golgi vesicle-mediated transport; vesicle fusion
Cellular component (GO): Golgi membrane; cis-Golgi network; Golgi medial cisterna
Molecular function (GO): SNAP receptor activity
Source: RefSeq, a predicted model, not a curated record
CAAGCCUCAGCAAUUAUUCACGUCUCGAAUCCGGAAUGAGCAAGGGAUUGUUCUCCUCUUCAUUUGCACCUUGCGCACACAUCCGGUAACCUAGCACAAGAUUCCUCGUUUGUGCAUCUUUAACGCACCGCUCUCAAUACUUGCAUCCAGCAACUGAGGCCCCGUCGAUAGCUGGCACCUCCUUCAGCUUCACUGCUUUGCGUCAUGUCUUCCACCGGCGGAGGAUGGGCGCAACUGCGCCAGCAAGCGCGUGCUCUCGAACAGCAGACAGAGACGCUGUUCCACACAUACUCACAAUUCGCCUCGGCACCGAACAUCCCCCAGAAACCGUCCGAAGACGAGCUGCGAACCGAGACAAACCUGCAAGAGCUACUCGAGAAGAGGGAAGCACUGGUGGGCCAGCUGUCGAGGCUGUUGGACUCGGAGGCCUCUUCCUCCGCUGUAAAGCUGAAUAACCUCGCCCGGCACCGCGAGAUUCUGUCAGACCACCGUCGCGAACUCUCCCGCAUAAAGUCCACCAUCACGGAUGCGCGAAACCGAGCGAACCUCCUCUCCAAUGUCAGAGACGAUAUCGAUCAAUACCGCUCUGCGAAUCCAGAGGCAGACUACAUGCUGGACGAACGGAGCCGCAUUGACAACUCACACAAUGUCGCCGAUUCGGUGCUCAGCCAAGCCUAUGCCGUGAACGAGAACUUCAGGAUGCAGAGGGAGACGCUGACAAGCAUCCAACGGAGAAUAGUAGGUGCUGCAAGCCAAGUACCGGGCAUCAACAGUUUAAUGGCAAGGAUCGGGUCAAAGAAGAGGCGAGAUGGAAUCAUAUUAGGGAGCUUCAUUGCGUUCUGCUUUCUGAUGCUCCUAUGGUUCUGGUAAUCAUUCGAGCCGGCAUGACUUCUUUUGGCGUUCGAGCGGCGCGGAUAUCCAUGGUUCUUUGCGCACGGCAGGCGCUAGGCAUACAAGCCUAUGUAAUGACGGGCAUUUGCGCCUUAUGAUGUACAGUUAUGCUUACAGCUCUGACCGAGCCUCCAACCACCACCUCAUACCGAAGCCUUGCUU